Molecule: messenger RNA, 3920 nt
Organism: Mustela erminea (ermine)
Lineage: Eukaryota; Metazoa; Chordata; Mammalia; Carnivora; Mustelidae
Gene: SLC25A48
Product: solute carrier family 25 member 48
Exons: 8
Coding region: 236-1171 (311 amino acids)
Biological process (GO): transmembrane transport
Cellular component (GO): mitochondrion
Molecular function (GO): transmembrane transporter activity
Source: RefSeq, a predicted model, not a curated record
GUGCUGCGCCUUUAAGGUCCGCUGGGGGCGUGCUAGCCGCGGCGGCGGGCGCUUGGAGAGGUGAGCGCGGCGGCUGAUCCGUCUCGCAGCUCAGAGUCAGGGCUUGCGGGAGGUCCUGGGGUGCGCUCCAGUCUCCCACCUCCUCCCCCGGCACGCCGGCCGGCGGGGCAUGCGCCGCGGCCUCUGACUGGGCACCAACCGGGCUCUGGGAGUGCGAGGAGCCGCGGCUCCGGCCAUGGGCAGCUUCCAGCUGGAGGACUUCGCGGCGGGCUGGAUCGGAGGUGCAGCCAGUGUCAUCGUUGGCCACCCUCUAGACACAGUCAAGACUCGCUUGCAGGCCGGCAUCAACUAUGGGAACACCCUCAGCUGCAUCCGCACGGUGUACAAGAGGGAGAGUGUGUUCGGCUUCUUCAAAGGCAUGUCCUUUCCCCUUGCCAGCAUCGCUGUCUAUAACUCGGUGGUGUUUGGGGUCUUCAGUAACACACAGCGGUUCCUCAGCCAGUACCACGGCCGGGAGUCCGAGGCCAGCCGGUCCCGCACACUGUCUGACCUUCUCCUAGCCAGCAUGGUGGCUGGUGUGGUCUCUGUUGGGCUGGGGACGCCCGUGGACCUCAUCAAGAUCCGGCUGCAGAUGCAAACGCAGCCGUUUCGGGAAGCCAACCUUGGUUUGAAACCCAGGGCAGUGGCUCUUGGGGUGCAGCCCAUUUACCAGGGGCCUGUGCAUUGCAUCGCAACCAUCGUGCGGACUGAGGGCCUGGCAGGGAUGUACCGGGGCGUUGGUGCCAUGCUCCUGAGGGAUGUCCCAGGCUACUGCCUCUACUUCAUCCCCUAUGUGUUCCUGAAUGAGUGGAUCACACCUGAGGCCUGCACAGGCCCCAGCCCCUGUGCCGUGUGGCUGGCCGGUGGCAUGGCAGGAGCAAUUUCUUGGGGGACAGCAACUCCUAUGGAUGUCGUGAAAAGUCGACUCCAAGCUGAUGGGGUUUAUUUAAACAAAUACAAAGGUGUCCUGGAUUGUAUCUCCCAGAGUUACCAGAAGGAAGGUCUUAAAGUGUUUUUCAGAGGCAUCACGGUGAACACCGUGCGCGGCUUCCCCAUGAGCGCCACCAUGUUCCUUGGGUAUGAGCUUUCACUGAAGGCGAUCCGUGGGGACCACACCGUGCCCAGCCCCUGAGCACCAGCCAGCGUGAAAGUCCUAGGGGAGCUGUGACUGUUUCUUCACGUCUCUAUUGCUGGUGCCUCGCAUGGAACCUGACACAGAGACGGCCACUCAGAAACAUCAUUGAGAAGAUGGACAAUCAACUUCCGGCAUCCCCUCAGCUCCUUCUCUUCUCCUCCUCCCUGUUUCUUCUUCUCUGGCUCCACAGUGGUAACUGCAGACCUGAGAAGACAAAGGGAAAUGAGUCAGUGAAUUUUCUAGUCAACAAGAAACCAUUUUGCUUCGGCCUUGGUGACUGCAAAUUCUGUCAAGAAGGAUGGCCUUUGUCAGAAAGGUCUAGCAAACCUCCCUGCUGUUGACCCUGGGGCAGCCAAGGCCUGCUGGCAUGUGUGAAUGGGGCCAGACCCUAGACCCAGGGGAAGGGCAUGAUGGAUGAGGCCGAAAAGACUGAGCCCAGGACAAGCCCUGGAGCGGCGGCUUUAUAUCAAAUGCUUUAGCUUUUCACUAAAGCACCCACAUUCAUGGCUCUCUUGACUCUUCGCCCUCUCUUACAAAAGGAAAAGAGGAGUCACACAUUUUGCAUACUUAAACAUCUUGUGUGAAGCACUACUGUCCUUGGGUUUUGUCUGGGGCAAGGCAGAGGAAUAGUCUGGUUCUCAAAGCUGUGCUCAGAUACUGGCCACUCUCCCUGUGACCAGAAGAGAGUGGCUUUCUAAAAAAAUCCUGUAAUAAAAUCAGUGCCUCUUUACUAUAGAAAAAAACAACAACAGAAAAUAUAAACAGAACAAAAUAAAACACCUAUUUUAUGCACUAUUUUAUUACUCGUUCUUCCUAUUUAAGAGCUCAGGACCGUCUUUCUAUGUGGUUAAAUAUUCAGCAGCAGGGUGGCUUGAGAGCCAAGAUCUGGCAGCUCCUGGAGAGGUGGACGCUUGCGUGAGCUGUCACGCCCAACCACUUGUCACCACCCUGUUGAUUAACUACUUCAGGAGGAAGGAAGAAGUUUCUAGUAGGCCAAAUUCUGAUGGUCCUGGAUUUGGCCUUUCAGAGCAGCGACCACCCCAGUUGGAAGCUCCUCUUUCUGAAAGUCCUCUCCUGGGACAAUGAGGUACAGACGGGGGCUAGCCUUGGCCUACAGGCAUGGGACAGGAGGCUGUGGCUCUCUGGUGGAAGAGAAGGAUCCCCAUUGACCUUUCGGGAGCCUCAUCCUGACCUCAUCAUCUCACCCAAAGAGUUUCAGCUUUUGAGGCUCUUUAUCAAGCCCUGGAUUUGAAUUUACCAAGUAGCUCUGAGUUCAUGCCCAAGUCAAGCUCUAGGUGACAGCAGCGUCCAGUCUCUGAAGGCGUGGGAACUAGUGGCUCCUUCGGGAGUCCAGACUGGGGUCGGGGUGAGAGAUGAUCCAUAUUAGAGAGCCACAGAGCCCCCACAGUCCCUGUGAGGGUGUGGGAGGGUGACUUUCUCGUGUCCCUGGAUGUAGGUGGUGGAUGGGCUGGGACUGUUUCCAGUGUCUGCAGGGAGCAGAGUCCAACCCGCAACUCCUACAGCCUCCUUCCAACGAGCAGAAGCAGAGUUCUCCUUCACCCCCCACCAGCUCCCAUGAAGAACGUUUACUUUUCAUUCAUCCUCUCCAUUAUUUGUCCCCCAGGAUUACACAUACGAGUGACCCAAGGGCUGUGUGAAACCCAGUGAAUGCCACUUGAGGUGGUGCUUUGGGAUGUGGUUCAUUUUAUCUGUUCACAGGGAGAUACCAGACUACCAUGAAAAGAAGUAGGGUCCCAGCCUGGGUCAGCAGUCAGCUCUUCAGCUUGUUGGAAGCCCACGAUGCCAGCUGGGCCAUCCGCUACCCACAGACCAGGAUCCGCUGUCCCAGAAGCUUCCUGGAAUAAUUCUGGUCUACCUCCUGCUGUGACCUCCUUGCUCCAAACCUCACUGAUCUACUUUCAAUUCCUAGGAAAUUCAAUUUCAAGGAAAGAAGACAGAUUCUUCUUGUAAUAUCUUUUUUUUGAACAUUUAGGAAUAACCCAGACCAUCUCCUCGCCCUUCACAUCUAUUCUCCUGGUGAUCCUCCGCCCACGGUUGCUUCACAGAAAUGAUUUUCUCAGUGGGUUGUUGACCCUUAGAUCUUGCUGACUGAUAACCUGGUUAGGUUAAGGCUAUUUUUUUCAUCCUUUCCCCCCAGAGCCAAUGUCACCUGACCACAGCCUCAUUGUGCUACUGUUGAAGGCAACCAUCUAGAAACCCAUGGGAGUGAAUUUACUGAAGAGAAAGAAGGCGUCCUCUCCACUUAUGCUGUGGGCUGGGUGGGUGCUCAGCCAUUGGCGCUGAGAAGACCUCAGAAUCCCUUCUUUCCCUGAUCUGAGUACUCCGUUCCUUACCUCCUGGCUGGGGCCCCUCAGCGGCUGCCUGCGAAGGGAGCAGUGGACUGCUGACUGACACCAGCUAAUUCCAAUCUGUCCUGGCGCUGGGUCCAAAGCAGGGUAACGUCAACCCUGCCCGUGUGCCUGCUGUGUGUUCACUGGGAGUUCGAGGAGGAGCUCCCUGGUCUCCACAUUGUCAGAUAAAAACACUGAAAACCUCUUCAGGUCAUUUCUGAAUCCAGUGUUUCUGCCAGGCUUCUCGUGGCCCAGGUGGGCAGGAAGGGCGCCACCUGGGUGCCAAGCGCUGGUAAGGCACUUCGGAGGCCGUGGUGCUGAGCGCGCUGGGAUGGGCAUUCUCCGGGCCUUUUUGUCACAUGGAGAACGAAACAUAAUAAAAUAUUUUUUCCACA